Folsomia candida is the source of this 3871-nucleotide messenger RNA. RefSeq lists its product as uncharacterized. Gene Ontology annotation, biological process: lipid metabolic process. Gene Ontology annotation, molecular function: lipase activity. The coding region runs from base 742 to 3540 and encodes 932 amino acids. The record is from RefSeq and is a predicted model, not a curated record. Lineage: Eukaryota; Metazoa; Arthropoda; Collembola; Entomobryomorpha; Isotomidae. The transcript has 15 exons.
GCGUUGUUUUUGUUGGGGGAAGUUUGGCCCUCCUCAUCAUUUUGCCCCCUCGAGAGAGGUGCACUUGGCCUUCUUGUCGCCGUAUCUACUUGGCAGACUGUGAUACUCACUUGGUGCGGCAGAUAUCCCCUGCUUCCCCCUCAAGACAGGGGAUCACUCAAGAAGAAGAAGAAGUAGAAAGUGUGCCACCAGCCCAACAACAAUCGACCACGGCUCUCUGUACUCCUAUGUGUUUGCAAAUCUACAGUGUGUUUAUUUGCCAUCCUUCCUUAUGGGGCUCGCGUAUUCUCACCAUCACUUUAUUCACAUUUAUUAGUAUUCACUGCAUUGUUGCAGCACUGCAUUGUUGUUACUGCUUGGAUGUGCAGUGCAUUGUUGUUGGGUUGGUCCACUCUCCUAAUAUCUCAAAAAAGUUCUCCUCCCUGCAUGUCACCUCACUCACUCACCACUGCGGCGAGAGAGAGAGAGAGAAAUCAUCGCACGGCGUCGUCAAAGAUAUUGUCACUCGUUCGCAUGGAAGUCCACUCCACUAAAUUGUAUCACCAUACACUGUGUCGCCGUCGUUGCUGCUGCUAACUAGUAGUGCUAACCAACUACUAACUAACCAACCCUUGUGUUUGUAUGUCCAUUAACACACGUGCCGACACCACUCUUCUGAGACUGAAUUACGGGUUAAUUAAAAAGCACAAAACCUUGUUUCGGAGGUGCCAUGAUCGCCUGGUGAGAAGCGUAGAGUGAGAUAUGAGACGAUCAAGAAGAUUUCAAAGCCCGAAUCAUCAAGAGUGUUUAGUCGUCCUCCCCAUCCUUCUCCUUCUCGUCUCUGUCUCGGGAGCUUGGGGGAAUUCUUCCAAGGCUUCAUUGGAGGAAUCGUCUGACUGGGACGACGAGGGAGGGAGAACGACGCUAGCCACCCUCCUCCACACUCGGAGCAGUGGUGGCAGCAGUGAGGAGGAGGAGAGUCAGGAACAACCUUCGUCGUCACCCCAUGACUACAAAACCGUGGGUCCUGAGGAUGACGAGGUUCAUGACGACGAAAUCAUCCAGGCUGUCCGAAAUUCCUUGAGGUUGUGGCAGCAGGGGAAACUGAACAAGUCGCAGCACCACUCCAGCCGAAACAGAGUGAAGCGGGAUGAGGAGGUGGUCUGUUAUGGGGCUGAGUUGGGGUGUUUCCGGGACGAGGGUCCGUUCGACUACUUGGACAUGUUGCCCUCACCGCCAGAGGAGAUCGGGACCAAGUUCCUCCUCUACGACAAGGAUCUCGAGCCAGAAGUCUUCUCAUUCUUCAACCACAGCAAAAUCUCGUCCUCCUCCGGAGCCUGGAACGCCUCCCGCCCCACAAAGGUCAUCGUCCACGGUUUCGGCUCCACCUGUCUCAGAAUGUGGGCGAACGAGAUGCGUGCCGCGCUGCUGUCCGUCGUGGACUGCAAUGUGAUAUGCGUGGACUGGGAGAAUGGGGCAGCCUUGCCAAACUAUGUCCGUGCUGCGGUGAACACGCGACUCGUCGGAAAACAGUUGUCACUGUUGAUCCGUAAAUUGGUGGCGGACAACCCAGGCUUGUCGUCCUAUCAAGACUUUCAUCUGAUUGGCUUCAGUUUGGGGGCGCACGUGGCGGGAUUUACGGGACAGGAACUUAGAAACAUUUCCAGGAUCACUGGGUUGGAUCCGGCAGGCCCUCUCUUCGAGAACUAUGACAAACGUGUCCGGCUAGACUUGACGGAUGCCAUCUUUGUGGAUGUAAUUCAUUCCAAUGGAGAUUCACUUUUGAUGGGGGGACUUGGCUCCUGGGAACCCAUUGGACAUCUGGAUUUUUUUCCGAACGGUGGAAAAGUACAGAGGGGCUGCUCAAACUUGUUCCUGGGUGCAUUCAGGGACUUCAUUUGGUCCUCGUCGCCACCCAAGGAGACGUCCACCCUUGGCGAAUCUCACCGGAACGGAAAGUCCUUGUCAACGCUGGCUGAAAACGACGGUCGGUCCCUGUGCAACCACCGACGAGCCUACCGUUUCUUCACAGAGAGCGUCUCACCCCGCUGCCCAUAUCCAGCCUUCUCCUGCGACUCGUACGAGAAGUUUAUGACGGGGGCUUGCUUUCAGUGGGACAACCUCCUCGUCCACUCUGCGCAUAUGGGAUACUACGCUGACCAGCACCAGAACAAUCCGCGGGUGGCAAGACAGCUGCAGAACAGUAAUGUUCAGUCCUCAGCGUCGGUUGGCCCGGUGGGAUCGUCAGCGCAACUGCCCCUCCAACCCAUCAAAUCGUCCUCUGGUGUUGGAGGCAAGAACUUUUAUCUCAUGACACGAGACGAUGAGCCCUUUUGUGCGAAUCAAUACAAAUUGACGCUGGAGUCAAGCCCUCCCCUCGGCGUGCCCAUUUCCACAUAUGGCGGAAUGGAGGCCGUCCUCAUCAAUGGGAACGAUGACUUCAAUGAGACGUUUCUUAUCACGCAGACUCACAAGGACAACAUGAUAUCGGGAAGUGUGCUUCAGAAGCUGGUCGUCGCCCACCCUGCUCUUUCUGACCCCACGAAGCUCGUUCUGAAAUACUCGGCGUACAAAGGCUGGAUUUAUUCGGGAAUUUCCAGAUGGAGUUUGGAUAGGCUCAUUGUGACCAAUGCCUUUGGAGUUAGUUACAGUUUCUGCGCCCGUGGUCUUCUCCUGCCCAGUGGGAUCAGUGUCACGGUCACUUUGAGCAAGGGGAUCUGCACCGUGACCAACUUCCCCUUCCGCUACCCCCACAUACAUCCCUAUCUCCCCCAUUACCCGACCCCCACUCACCCACAACACCCGCUCAUCGGCCCCGGAGGAGGUCCUCCUCCACCACUCUCGGCCGUAUUUAGGAACGAGAUAAAUGAGACUAUUACGCACCUGGGAGGAGGUGGCAGUCCUCCCCCUGCAACUGCAAUCACUUCCAGUCUGGUCACCUUUCCUGGCUCAAACCAUGACAUUUCCACCGGGCAUUAUCAAAAUAAUAACUCGGACGGAGGACAGCAGCAGCAUAGCACCGUCUUAGACUGGUCCAACGACUGGCAUCCUAUCAUAAUGAACAGUACCAUGAGCAGUAGUCGGGGGAGUAGUCCUCCUCCUCCUCCUCUCGUGAAGGACGACGAUGGACGAGACAUGGGGACACAACUGUCGCAGCAACAUUCAUGUCCGAACUGCACGUCCUCCCUCCCUGAGGAUCACGUCAACAAUGAGAUUGACUCUGGUGAACGCCGUCAGAGUCGCCAACUGGGUCCAAUCAUGCUCCUCCCACUCAGCAGGGCCAUCCAACCGAGACCUGUCGUGCUCCGAACUUCGCGACACAUGGUGCUUAGUAGUGGAGGGGACACGCACCCACCGCACUCCUCCCAGCAGCAGCAGCAGCAGCAGCAGAGCAUUGUUCAACACCAUCACCACCACCACCACCCCCAACUGUACUCAUCCCAAGUGGGGGAACAAGGGUCGAGUGGUGUCAUCCUACCAAUUCACUCGAAUCUUCCGCGUGACCUCCUACCGAGACGGGGAUCACCACCGAUUCAACAAAAAUCAGACCUCAUUCAUUAGGAGCAGUUCAAGUCCAGAGUGGAAUAAAAUUGAACCUUAAAUUUUGAACAAGUGAUCAAUGCCACAGGAGAGGGGUCCACGGAGUCUCACAAUUCCGUGCUAAAACUAUUAUAAUUUCAUUAAUUUAUUGUGUCUCCAAUUUUGCCAAGUUUUAUUAAUCUUAUUUUGUAGUGACGCUCGCGGACAGACAAACGCAAAGAAAGUAUGCAUAAUAAGCUAAGGAGAAAUUAUUAUGUAAAGAAUGGUGCUCUUGUUAUUCGCAUUUAUUGUUAUCGUUGUUUUUGUUUACACAUUAUAUUACAUAUUUUAUUAAAAGACUAUUUUACUAAGA